Molecule: messenger RNA, 914 nt
Organism: Mollisia scopiformis
Lineage: Eukaryota; Fungi; Ascomycota; Leotiomycetes; Helotiales; Mollisiaceae
Product: acyl-CoA N-acyltransferase
Exons: 3
Coding region: 162-683 (173 amino acids)
Biological process (GO): UDP-N-acetylglucosamine biosynthetic process
Cellular component (GO): endoplasmic reticulum-Golgi intermediate compartment; Golgi apparatus; endoplasmic reticulum
Molecular function (GO): monosaccharide binding; glucosamine 6-phosphate N-acetyltransferase activity
Source: RefSeq, a predicted model, not a curated record
CUCGACUCCCACUCUCGAAUCUCGAACCACUCGGGAACAUCCCGUUCUUCAUGUAGUUCGAGGGUCUCUGACGGGUUUGGAACUUCACCGGGCCCUCCUUGUCGGAAUUCCUGAUUCCAGACCACGCAGUUGGGAUUCUUUGAUUAAUAUACCGUGAUGGAAUGGCAACCCCCAAAGGCCUCUUCUCGCCUAAUGUCAUCUCCGCAGACAUCGCAGCUUCAUUCCCCGAAUCAUAUAUAAUUCGACCACUCGAGAGAGAAGAUUAUCACAAAGGGUUUUUCGAAUGUAUCCAAGUCUUGACAGAGACAGGAGAUGUCUCGGAAGAGCGAUUCUGCGAGCGAUAUGAUUGGAUGAAGAACCAAGGCCAGGGAAUCCAUUACUUCUUGGUCAUCGAGCAUCAAAAUCAAAUCGUUGGGACGGGGACAGUGGUUGUAGAGCGAAAGUUUAUUCGUAACCUCGGAAAUGUUGCACAUAUUGAAGAAAUUGCCAUUCGGAAAGAACAUCAAGGCAAGAAGCUGGGAUUGAAGAUGAUUCAAGCUCUUGUUUCUGUCGCCAAGAAUGUGGGUUGCUACAAGAGUAUUUUGGGUUGCAGUGAGGAGAAUGAGCCUUUUUAUAUUAAGUGCGGGUUUGAGAAGAGAGGAAGAAAUAUGGGACAGUUCUAUGAUGAUGUGAAGCCUUCAUGAGGCGAAGUUCGCUUCCAGUUGUAAAUCGGAUCCUUAUUCCAUACAGACGACCUUGGAAAGGAAAGGGGAGUAAUUAGGACUUAGACAAAAGCAUAGAUGGGAAUUGUGCGCUGAAAUGAUACUGAAUUCUGAGAGAAAGGCGACUUUGAAGCGAGUAUGGUUGGGCAUUGUCCCGCUUUGAGAUGAUGUGUGCGAAAAGGUGAAACAAAUCAUUAUGGCAAAGAGUUCUGU